Planococcus citri (citrus mealybug) is the source of this 1925-nucleotide messenger RNA. RefSeq names its product speckle-type POZ protein-like A. The record is from RefSeq and is a predicted model, not a curated record. Gene Ontology annotation, cellular component: cytoplasm. NCBI's taxonomy places the organism in Eukaryota, Metazoa, Arthropoda, Insecta, Hemiptera, Pseudococcidae. The coding region runs from base 527 to 1570 and encodes 347 amino acids. The transcript has 3 exons. Gene Ontology annotation, biological process: proteasome-mediated ubiquitin-dependent protein catabolic process; regulation of proteolysis. Gene Ontology annotation, molecular function: ubiquitin protein ligase binding.
CCUACUUGAACGUUAUGAACAAUGUAUUCGAAAAUCAUCUUCACGUACUUAUACGAUAUAAAUUGCUCAUCUCGUUCAUCGUAAGUUUACCCGUAAGGUUCAUUACGCGUUCGCAGGUAGAAAUAACUUAGUUUUCUGUGUACGUACCAAGUGGAAAACUCCGGUUUUCAUUUUCAAUCAAAUAAUUUCAUUCGGAUUAAAACAACGAAGACAGAAGUGAAUCUGAAUCGUAUGAUACAGUAAUUUUCAUUUACAUUAUUUACAAAUAAAAUUACUGUGGUACCGUUAAGCUCACGUACAUUUCACGGACUAUAGGCAAUAGGUACCUAUACUGUUGUUGGUUGACGUCUGUUCUUCUUGCUAUACGUGAAGGUGCUCGCGACUGAUCGACAUUUACUCGUAUUUGUCAAUAGAUAAUUGACUCUAUCAAACCAAUCGUGUUGAAGCCGAAUUACUUUUCGCGUUCUCCAAGCUUCUCUACUGGUUCAGUUUUAGAUAUACCUAGACCUACUAAAGUACAUACAUAAUGUCGAACAGUAGCCCACAGAAGUUCAACGCGAAAUUACUCUGGGAAAUCGAUCAAUUUUCAAACGUAUGUGCUGAAGGACAAAGUAGCAGAUUAAAAUCCAAGCCGUUCUACAAUUGCGAAGAGGAUAGUAUUUUAAAGUGGCAUUUGGUGCUUACACCUUCUGGUAAUGGUCCUAACGACAGUGUUUUUUUCGAGCUAUGUUGCGAUUCAGUCACCCCUGUCGAAAAAUACACUGCUCUAAGCGGAGAUGUAGAAAUUGCAUUCAUAGGAAAUUCGUUACCACUUACUGGAACCCGAAAAACUUGGUUCCAUAUUGCCUCCGUUGACGACAACAAAUUGCAUGGAGUACCGUUUCAUUUCAACUUCUCUGAGUUAGAUCAAAUGACGUUUGAGAAUAAAAUCAGUAUUUCUUGUAAAGUUGGUUACACGAGAAAAGAUAUUAUGGACCGGAAUUUGGUCGAACUUGACAAAUGUAGCCUGUCACGUGAUUUCGAACAGAUUCAAACCGAUCAAUAUCUCAGUGAUGUGACUAUCUCGGUGAAAGGUAAAGAUUACAAAGCCCAUAAAGUGAUUUUGGCCGCUCGCAGUUCGGUUUUCAAAUCCAUGUUCAGAACUGAUAUGCAAGAAAGCAAGGGAAAUCACAUCACCAUUACAGAUAUAAACGAAGACGUUUUUGAUGAAAUGUACAACUUUAUUUAUACUGGAAAGACGAAAAAUUUAGAAGUAUUAGCCUUCGAAUUACUACCCGCAGCGGAUAAAUACGAUCUCGAAGAAUUGAAAAAUGCGUGCGGACGAAUUCUGCUGAGAAAAUUAUCCGCUCAGAAUGUGGGCAAGAUUUUAAUACUCGCAGAUAUGCAUAAUGUAGAAGAAUUGAAGAAAAACGCUCUAAGGUUCAUUAAAGCGAAUAAAACCGAUUGCGAGGAAUUCACGAAUAAAAAUAGUGAUUUUUGGAACGAUUUGAUGUCUCGUCCGAUGCUGAUGAAAGAUUUAGUAUGGUAUUUGAAUUUUAAUACCGAAAGUUUUAAUCGUGAUGAGGCAUAAGUGUCUGAAAUUUUUAGUACCAGUUGAGUGAGUUGUGGUAAUACGAACCUCUCCAUUGCUGUUGCGAGUAGGUAUCAGAAAAGCGUUCAAAUUUAUUUUUAUUUUUUUAAAUGCAACUCUCCCUCAAAUUUGACGUCCUAGUUUUAAAUCUGUUCUAAGGUGCUGUUUUUUUGUCACACCUCCACAUAUCGAACUUAUUUAAUAGUUAACAGAGGGGUAGGUAAAAAUUUUUUAGAUUUGUACAAAAAGUUCAAAAAUUUGUUUCAUAAGCUAUUUAUAUCAAGUUGAUUAAAAAUGCAUAAUUUUAGAUAAAUUGAAAUGAAAUCCACUAUUUUUAAACAAAUAAAAUUUGUAA